UUCGGCGGUGCACGCUGAUAUGGCUGCGCUGGUAGUGAGACGAGUUCGGGACGUGCUGAAGCGUGCACACUUCGCGACCAUCCCGCGGAGACAUCGACAUAAGAAGAAAUGGGCUGCCACAGAGCCCAAAUUUCCUGCCACUCAACUGGCUCUGCAGAAUUUUGACAUGACUUACAGUGUGCAAUUUGGUGAUCUCUGGCCAUCCAUCCGGGUCAGUCUCCUUUCAGAGCAGAAGUAUGGUGCACUGGUCAAUAACUUUGCUGCCUGGGAUCAUGUGAGUGGUGAGCUGGAGCAACUGAGGGCCAGGGACUUUGUGAAGGAAGCCAUUUCCCACGGGGAACUGGAGCCCGAGGGUGGCCAGACUCCAACUCCAACUCCAGCCUCCGGGGCCUACAGCCCGAACCUUCGAUGCUUCACUUUUGCCAGAGGGGAUGUCAGUCGGUUCCCUCCUGCCAGGCUUGGCAGCCUGGGUGUCAUGGACUACUACCUGAUGGAUGCUGCUUCCUUGCUGCCUGUCCUGGCCCUUGGCCUGCAGCCUGGCGACACUGUGCUUGACUUAUGUGCAGCGCCCGGGGGAAAGACACUAGCACUGCUUCAGACUGGCUGCUGCUGCAAUCUUGCUGCCAAUGAUGUGUCCACUUCUCGAACAGGCAGACUACAGAGGGUCCUUCACAGCUAUGUGCCUCAAGAUAUCAGGGAUAGAAAUCGAGUUCGAGUCACCUCAUGGGAUGGCAGGAAGUGGGGAGAACUGGAGGGGGACACCUAUGACCGGGUGCUGGUGGAUGUGCCCUGUACCACAGACCGCCACUCCCUUCACGCGGAGGAGAACAACAUCUUUCAGCGGUCGAGGAAGAAGGAGCGGCAGAUGUUGCCUAUGCUUCAGGUGCAACUGCUCGCGGCUGGACUCCUUGCCACCAAACCAGGAGGCCAUGUUGUCUAUUCCACCUGCUCACUCUCACACUUACAGAACGAGUAUGUGGUGCAAGGCACCAUCGAGUUCCUGGCCAAUCAAUACAGCAUCAAGGUUCAGGUGGAAGACCUGACUCACUUCCGAAAGCUUUUCAUGGACACAUUUUCUUUCUUCCCAUCCUGCCAGGUUGGGGAGCUGGUAAUCCCAAACCUCUUGGCCAAUUUUGGGCCUAUGUACUUUUGCAAAAUGUGUAGGCUGACAUAGCAUCACCCUGUUCCCGAAGUCCUGGUGUAGGAGGGUGAAGGGUAUACUCCCGUGGAGGCACCAGAAAC
Molecule: messenger RNA, 1242 nt
Organism: Neomonachus schauinslandi (Hawaiian monk seal)
Lineage: Eukaryota; Metazoa; Chordata; Mammalia; Carnivora; Phocidae
Gene: NSUN4
Product: NOP2/Sun RNA methyltransferase 4
Exons: 6
Coding region: 20-1174 (384 amino acids)
Biological process (GO): rRNA methylation
Cellular component (GO): mitochondrial large ribosomal subunit
Molecular function (GO): methyltransferase activity
Source: RefSeq, a predicted model, not a curated record